AUGCCCAACAAUUCUGAAGAAAAAAAAACUCAGUUUGAAGAAACAAGAGAGUACAGAAAUUUGAGACGUCGCAGAAAUGGAUUGAAGCUUGAAUUGAAUGCUCAUUUAAAGUUCAUCCAAGCAUACACAGAACAACCAAAAUCAUACCAGCUAAUAAAUAUUCGAUUAGAGCAAGUUAAUGAAAUUAUAAAUGAGUUUCAUCGUAUCCAGUGUCAACUUGAAGAGAUGGACACUAGGGAUAUUGAUUUUCAUACGUCUGAACGAAUUGAAUUUAAUGAAGCUGCUUGUGAAGUAAAGGCAUUAUUAAUGUCAGUAGCUGAGUGUGAUGCAAGACAUUCUUUAGAACAUAGUCAAUCCAAUACAACAAAUAUGAGUGAGUCAAUGCGUUUACCUGCAGUACCCGCUCCUACCUUUGAUGGAGAUUUACAGAACUGGUCAUCUUUUAGGGAUUCAUUUGACGCCAUGUUUCAUGACAAUAAGACAUUAGCCAAUGUGCAGAAACUUCAUUAUCUUAAAUCAUGUUUGAUAGGCUCGGCUAGAGAAGUUAUCAAAAAUAUAACAACAACUGGUGACAAUUACCAACGGGCAUAUGAGGCCUUGAUCGCAAGAUAUGAAAACAAGUCAUUAACCAUUCAAUCACACAUUCGUUCAUUACUGGACACGCCAAGGGUGAAAGUUGCUUCUACUGUGGAACUCAGAAAUUUACAUCAUCAUGUUAUAUCACAUAUUAAGGCUUUAGAAGCACUAAACCAACCUAUUGGUGAAUGGGAUGCAUGGCUCGUUACUUUAGUAUGUAGUAGAAUGGAUAAUGUAACUGCUGGAGAGUGGCAGCUGCGUCAACAAACUCGAGAAUUGCCUAAGUUUACAGAUCUGGAAACAUUCCUCGCCAAUAGAGUGUCAGCCUAUGAGGUCGGUGAUUUUGAAAGACCAAUGGAUGGACCAACAGUGACUCCGAAGUAUGUCAAUCAUGCUCCCAGGCAGUUUGCAGGAAGGCAAAAUCAAUAUAAAUCUAAUUCACAUGAUGCCAAAGCCUUCUUUACCAAAAAUUCAGGUUCUCGUUCUAUGAAAUGUGUGUUGUGCGCAGAACCACAUGGGAUCUAUGCCUGCGAUCAAUUCCUUCGUAUGCCAGUUCCUGAGCGUAAGGUAAUUGUGAACAAAUUCAAAUUAUGCUUUAAUUGCUUAAACUAUGGACAUCAGGUCGCUUCUUGCAAUUUCUCCGGUUGUCCACGUUGUGGAAAGAGGCAUAACUCUAAACUUCAUGUUGAUGUCAGUAGUGAUGACUCAAAUUGCACAUCAAAACAAAAUGAAACACAAUCAACCAGCGAACAAAACACUGUAUUACAUGCUAGAGGCAGUACUGUGCAGACUUCUACUAUGUCACCUAUCAUACUCGCUACUGCGUUGAUAUAUGUGGAUGAUGCAUAUGGGAAGUCUCAUUGCUGCAGGGCUGUUUUAGAUUCCGGGUCGCAGUUGAACUUCAUUUCAUCUUCAUGUGCUCAACGUUUACAAUUAUCCAAAACAAAUGUAUCAGUAUCAAUCUCUGGUGUUGGAAGCAUGUCCUCAUCCACUGUUCGUCUAUUGCCGUGUACUAUAUCAGCUCUUUGUAACGAUUAUCAACUUAAAGUAGAAUUUUAUUCAUUGCCAAUCAUCACUGAAAAAUUGCCUUCUCAAGUAUUUGAUAUAUCACAAUUGAAUAUACCUUUUAAUGUAAAAAGUGAGUUAGCUGAUCCUCAGUUUCAUAUACCAGCUCCUGUGGACAUUCUUCUUGGUGCUGAAUUAUUCUAUGACAUUUUUCUGGGUGAACGCUUACAGUUGUCAAAAUAUAUUUGUCUACAUCGCACGAAAUUAGGAUGGAUACUUACCGGUAAAGGUUUUGAAAGUCCCCUCGAUCAAUCAAAAAUGACUAUGCUAUCUACCACCACAUUCAAUAAUUCAGCAUUAAGUUUAUUUACCUCCACAGUAAAUAUUAAACUGACGAAUGAAGAAAUAAGAGCCGAAGAACAUUUCAAUACAAAUGUCAAACGCAUUGAGAACGGUCGUUUCCAGGUCAGACUUCCUCUUUGCGCUGAUACAAAACUACUUGAAGGAUCUCAACAAAUGGCAAAACGGCGGUUCUUCAAUUUAGAACGGCGAUUAAGCAAAGAUAGUGCCCUUUCUCAACAAUACAAGUCAUUCAUGGAAGAAUAUCUUGAACUUGAUCACAUGGAGACAGUGGAAACUUCUACUUCCAAACCCUCUUAUUAUUUGCCUCAUCACCCUGUCUUCAAGGCUGGCAGUUCCACCACAAAGGUGCGAGUUGUGUUUGAUGGUUCAGCAGUUGCUCCAUCAGGUCAUUCCUUAAAUGACAUAUUACUCAAAGGUCCCAAGGUUCAGCCAGACAUUUCUAGAAUACUUUGGCGUUUUCGUAUUCAUCAAGUGGCCAUUACAGCUGACAUUGCUAAAAUGUACAGGCAGGUUGUGAUAGCUUCAGAAGACAGAGAUCUGCAAAGAAUUUUCUAUCGCUCAUCUCCUGAUGAACUCCUAAAGGAAUAUCGGUUAAAGACUGUCACAUAUGGGACUAAAUCUGCUUCGUUUUUGUCAACCCGAUGCUUGGUGCAAAUUGCCAAAGAGUGCAGUGAUAUGUCCAUCAAACGUAUGACAUUGCAAGAUUUCUAUGUAGACGAUCUUAUUAGUGGCGGUUCCACAGAGGAUCAAUGUUUCACUUUCUAUGACAAAUUACAAGCUCUUCUGGACAGUGCUGGACAUCGUUGUCUGAUGAUCCUGGUGAAUUUAAAGCCCUUACUCCAAGUCAUUUUCUUAUUGGAGGGAAUCCAAUGUUGCCACAGGAACCAGAUUUGUCGGCUGUUCCUAUAA
Messenger RNA from Sipha flava (yellow sugarcane aphid), 2853 nucleotides. RefSeq lists its product as uncharacterized. NCBI's taxonomy places the organism in Eukaryota, Metazoa, Arthropoda, Insecta, Hemiptera, Aphididae. The transcript has a single exon. The record is from RefSeq and is a predicted model, not a curated record. Bases 1 to 2853 code for a protein of 950 amino acids.